Messenger RNA from Electrophorus electricus (electric eel), 1312 nucleotides. It is a transcript of the gene grpr, whose product is annotated as gastrin-releasing peptide receptor. The record is from RefSeq and is a predicted model, not a curated record. Gene Ontology annotation, cellular component: plasma membrane. Gene Ontology annotation, biological process: G protein-coupled receptor signaling pathway. Gene Ontology annotation, molecular function: neuropeptide receptor activity. Lineage: Eukaryota; Metazoa; Chordata; Actinopteri; Gymnotiformes; Gymnotidae.
CAAAGAACAACAAAGUAUUAACUUAGCCAACGAGAUUAUCAGAAUGCUCCACAACUAACCCGGUAAAAUGUCUUUGGAGGAAACCUUUAUCUCAGUCCGUGAUGAAAAGUUAUUGUCUAACGAGUCCUGGGAACCCCAAAACGUCGAAUCCGUUUCGGAACCCUCUCUGUGGGUCACGGGCAUUGUUAUCGCAGUCGUGUAUACGCUCAUAAUCACCGUAGGUCUGAUCGGUAACAUAACUCUCAUAAGGACGCUGUGCACGGUUAAAUCUAUGAGGAAUGUCCCCAAUCUUUUCAUGUCCAGUCUCGCCUUUGGGGACGUCCUCCUGCUUGUCACCUGCGCGCCUGUUGAUGCCAGUAGAUACCUGACGGAUAAGUGGCUCUUCGGAAGAGUGGGCUGUAAACUUAUCCCCUUCAUCCAGCUCAUGUCUGUCGGGGUGUCGGUGUUCACCCUAACCGCGCUGGCAGCAGACAGAUAUAAAGCCAUUGUGAAGCCCAUGGAUAUGCCAACAUCCCAUGCCACUGCCAAGGUCUCUGUGAGAGCCUGUGCCAUCUGGAUCUUGUCCAUGGUCCUGGCUGUGCCUGAGGCCAUUUUUUCAGACCUGCAUACCUUCCAAAUCACACAAACCAAUGAAAGCUUCAGGACGUGCGCUCCAUAUCCGCUUGAAGGGGACCUGCACCCCAAAAUCCACUCCAUGGCCUCCUUCUUGAUUUUCUAUGUCAUCCCCCUCCUCAUCAUCUCUGUCUACUACUUCUUCAUCGCCAGGAGUCUGACUCAGAGUGUAAUGAACAUGUCUGUGGAGGGGAAUGUGCCAGUUAGACAGAUGGAGUCGAGGAAGCGCCUGGCUAAGACGGUGCUGGUGUUAACGGGCCUUUUCGCCCUCUGCUGGCUUCCCAGUCAUGCCAUCUACCUGUACCGCUCCUUCCAUUACUCCCAGGUGGACACCUCCACGAUCCACUUCACGGCGAGCGUUGCCGCUCGCAUCCUGGCCUUCACCAACUCCUGCGUCAACCCGUUCGCUCUCUACAUGCUGAGCAAGAGCUUUCAGAAGCAGUUCGACAAGCAGCUGUGUUGCUGUUACCCUCAUUGCUCACUGCGUGCACAAAGCACGGUGCGGAGUAACACGCGCGGGAGCUCGCUCAAGAGCACGCACGAUCACACGCUUGCCAGCUUCUCCCCCACCAGCGGCGACCACAUCUGCCUCGAGGGAUGCGUGUGAGUGGGCUAUUUUUCAGAAGGGCCCCCAUCUCUCUUUGUUUCUCCCUCUCUCUCUCGCUCCCUCUCUCUCCCUCUCUCUUUCUCCCUCUCUCCC